This is a messenger RNA of Vitis riparia (riverbank grape), 1089 nucleotides long. RefSeq names its product protein TIC 214-like. Gene Ontology annotation, cellular component: membrane. The annotation marks the transcript as partial. The record is from RefSeq and is a predicted model, not a curated record. Lineage: Eukaryota; Viridiplantae; Streptophyta; Magnoliopsida; Vitales; Vitaceae. The transcript has 2 exons.
AUGCAUGGUAACAAUGGUCUAAGUUCUUGUCUCUUCCUUCUCUAUUAUGGAUUUCUGACCACAUUCUCCAUAGGGCCCUCUUAUCUCUUCCUUCUCCGAGCUCAGGUUAUGGAAGAAGGAGAAGAAGGAACCGAGAAGAAGGUAUCAGCAAUAACUGGUUUUAUUACGGGACAGCUCAUGAUGUUCAUAUCGAUCUAUUAUGCGCCUCUGCAUCUAGCAUUGGGUAGACCUCAUACAAUAACUGUCCUAGCUCUACCGUAUCUUUUGUUUCAUUUCUUCUGGAACAAUCACAAACACUUUUUUGAUUAUGGAUCUACUACCAGAAAUUCAAUGCGUAAUCUCAGCAUUCAAUGUGUAUUCCUGAAUAAUCUCAUUUUUCAAUUAUUAAACCAUUUCAUUUUACCAAGUUCAAUGUUAGCCAGAUUAGUCAACAUUUAUAUGUUUCGAUGCAACAACAAGAUGUUAUUUGUAACAAGUAGUUUUGUUGGUUGGUUAAUUGGUCACAUUUUAUUCAUGAAAUGGGUUGGAUUGGUAUUAGUCUGGAUACGGCAAAAUCCUUCUAUUAGAUCUAAUGUACUUAUUCGAUCUAAUAAGUACCUUGUGUCAGAAUUGAGAAAUUCUAUGGCUCGAAUCUUUAGUAUUCUCUUAUUUAUUACCUGUGUCUACUAUUUAGGCAGAAUACCGUCACCCAUUCUUACUAAGAAAAUGAAAGAAACCUCAGAAACGGAAGAAAGAGGGGAAAGUGAGGAAGAAACAGAUGUAGAAAUAGAAAGAACUUCCGAAACGAAGGGAACUAAACAGGAACAAGAGAGAUCCACCGAAGAAGAUCCUUCUCCUUCCCUUUUUUCGGAAGAAAAGGAGGAUCCGGACAAAAUCGAUGAAACGGAAGAGAUCCGAGUAAAUGGAAAGGAAAAAACAAAGGAUGAAUUCCACUUUAAAGAGACAUGCUACAAAAAUAGCCCAGUUUAUGAAACUUCUUAUCUGGAUGGGAAUCAAGAAAAUUCGAAGUUAGAAAUACUUAAAGAAGAUGAAGAUAAUAAAAACAAAAAAUGGUUUGAAAAACCCCUUGUGACUCUUUGGGGAUUUGGA